Cyphellophora attinorum is the source of this 1677-nucleotide messenger RNA. Its product is annotated as Transcription initiation factor TFIID subunit 12. Lineage: Eukaryota; Fungi; Ascomycota; Eurotiomycetes; Chaetothyriales; Cyphellophoraceae. The record is from RefSeq and is a predicted model, not a curated record. The transcript has 2 exons. Gene Ontology annotation, cellular component: SLIK (SAGA-like) complex; transcription factor TFIID complex; SAGA complex. Gene Ontology annotation, biological process: RNA polymerase II preinitiation complex assembly; DNA-templated transcription initiation. The coding region runs from base 1 to 1677 and encodes 558 amino acids. Gene Ontology annotation, molecular function: DNA binding; protein heterodimerization activity; TBP-class protein binding.
AUGGACAACACCCAACAACAGCGCACAGCCCAAGGGCAUGGGUCGCUCAUCAGACCGGAGCAAGUCUCACGGCUUCCUCAGCUCAAUGCGCAACAGAAGCAACAGUACGAACAACACGUGCGGAAAUUAUGGGAAGUGAUGAAUGCAGUUCCACAAGGUGACCAGAGACAGACCGAGGCAUACAAUAAGCUCGUUCAGACCUCUCAGACGUUGAUGGCAGGCAUGAAGAACUUUCAACAAAUGGCGCAACAACAGAAGAAAAGAGAGCAGAUGGUGGCCCAGGCUGCGCAGGCAGCAUCGGCAGGACAGCCAGCUCAGGGCGGUCAAACAGCCCAACAGGCAGCAGGCCAGUCACAGGGCCAAGCCUCUGGGAAUGCGACAAUGUUCAACCAGCUCUACCAGGGUAUCCAGGACAAGGUUAAUGGUCUUGUGUUUUACUAUCCCACAGCCAUGGUCGAGGGCACCAAGCAAGCCGAUGACUGGUUGCGCGAAGCUAAAGCUAGGUAUGGGCAGGCGCUGCAAAGGCUGCAAGUCGCCACAACCAAGUACAACGAGACCAAGACGAAUUACAGCCAACGUCAAGCCUCUGGACAAAUGCAGCCGCAGGAGGAACAGUCAUACCGAACCAGAAUGUCGCAAUGCCAGAAAGCCAUCCAGGAGAGCCAGAAUUUCAUGGAGAAGUUUAGAAAUCAACAGAACGAAUUCCGCGCCCAGCAGCCGCAGAAUCAAUACCAGAAGCAAGCCAGCCAACAAGGGCAAGGCGCAGCAGUCCCAAUGUCUGCAGGCGGUACGCAAACCAACACACAGGGACCUCCAGCAUAUUCGAUCAGCGACGCAGUAUCCGCGGCUAGAAACCAGCAGGCGCAAGCGGCCGAAACUGGGCAGGCAAGUGUCACUCCCACAAAUGCGAAUGCUCCCCAGCAACCAAACCCCGCCGGAGCAAGUGCAACCCCAGUGAAGACCGAAAACCAGGAGCAAUCCGCGUUCGCUUCACAGGCGCAGGCAAGUGCCUUGAACAAUUCACUUCCCCAGUCCGCAGGUGCUCGUCCAUCGUCACAACCGCAAUCGGCACUUCAACAGCACGCAUCGCAGCAAAAUAUCCAUGCCCAUCCUCUAGCGCAAAAUCUAAACGUAACGAAAGCGCCACAACUAGCCAUAACCAAGAACCUGCAAGUUACCGAACCUCGUCCUGUAUCGAUGCCUCCGUCGCGGCCUACCAUGUCCGGUGGUGCUGGCGUUGGCAUGCCUGGGUCGAUGAGUCAGCCUGCCAUUCCUCUGCUACCAGGAUACGUGCUUGAGCACUCCGAAGAUGGUCGCGUUCUGGGCAGGAAGAAACUCAACGAGCUCUUGCGGGAAGUCGUCGGACCCGGCAUCGGUGGCGAAGAGCAGUUCAUGAGUGCCGAUGCCGAAGAGAUCUUCCUCCAAGUAGCAGACGACUUCGUGGACGACCUCGUCACUAUGGCCUGCCGCCUCGCCAAAGCCCGCCAGAGUCCAAUGCUCGACCUUCGCGACAUUCUUAUCGUCCUCGAGCGCAACUACAAUAUCCGCAUUCCGGGCUACUCGACCGAUGAAAUCCGAACGGCGAGGAGGCCGCAGCCGGCUACGCCGUGGGCGCAUAAGAUGGCAGCGGUGCAGGCGGCGAAGGUCACUGGUGGAGCAGGACAGAAUGGUGCUUGA